AAUAAUAACCCAUUUCAUCCUCAAUAUCUCACAAAUUCAUUUGAGACUCCAUGGAAACCACCACCUAUUUUCCAGUUCUGAUUACUUUCUUGGCUUUGAUUUCCAUAUUCUUGUUCCAAAACAGAAAACACACAACCAAAACAAAUCUCCCUCCAAGUCCUCUGGCUCUCCCCAUCCUUGGCCAUCUUCAUCUCCUCAAACACCCAAUCCACAGAACUCUUCACUCUCUCGCCCAAAACCACGGCCCCAUUUUCACUCUCCGUCUCGGCUCUCGUCCUGUCGUCGUCGUCUCCUCCACCUCCGCCGUCGAAGAAUGCUUUACAACAAAUGACAUCGUUUUCGCAAACCGCCCUCAAUUCGUUUCCGGCAAGUACCUCAGCUACGGUAACACCACUCUUGGAGCCGCCCCAUACGGCGAUCACUGGCGCAACCUAAGACGGUUGAGCGCAACCGAAGUCUUGUCGUCCAUUCGGUUGAACAUGUCAGCCGGAAUCCGGAAGGAAGAGAUCAAGAUUUUGCUAAGGAAAUUGUACAAAGUUUCAGGAACAGAGUAUGGAAAAGUGAAGUUGAAAACUCCGUUUUCGGAGUUGACGUUCAACAUGAUAAUGAGAAUGGUGGCUGGAAAAAGGUAUUAUGGGGAAGAGGUGAGUGAAUUGGAAGAGGCGAAGAAAUUCAGAGAAAUUAUGCAGAAAUCGUUUCAAUUGGGAUCAUAUCCAGGGGAUUUCUUGCCAUUCUUGAAAUGGGUUGAUUGGCAAUAUGCCAAAAGAUUGGAAAAUCUUGGGAAAGAUAUGGAUUUGUUCUUGCAGAAUUUGGUGGAUGAACAUCGAAGAAAUCAAGGGGAUGGGAAACAGGGGAAUACAAUGAUUAGCCAUAUCCUCUGUUUGCAGAAGACUCAGCCUGAUUAUUACACCGAUGAAAUUAUCAAAGGCCUUAUCGUUACAAUUUUAUCAGCAGCAACCGAAACAUCAUCGGCGACAAUAGAGUGGGCAAUGUCAAAUCUCCUCAACCAUCCAGAAGUAUUAAACAAGGCAAAAAAUGAACUUGACAAACAAAUUGGACAAGACAGACUCUUAGAUGAAGAAGAUAUCUGUAAUCUACCAUACCUUCAAAAUGUAAUUUCAGAGACACUACGCCUUUAUCCACCAGCUCCGCUCUUAGCUCCACAUUUUUCAUCGAGUAGUUGUUGUCUAGGAGGAUACCAUAUUCCUGCCAACACUAUGUUGAUGGUCAAUGCAUGGACCAUUCAAAGAGAUCCCAAAGUUUGGGAGGACUCAACAAGCUUUAAACCUGAGAGAUUUGAAAGUGAGGGAGGAGGUAGCAGCAACAACAAUGGCUACGGAUUCUUGCCAUUCGGAUUGGGAAGGAGGGCUUGCCCUGGGAUGGGGAUGGCCAACCGUGUGGUGGGCUUGACUUUGGGCUCAUUGAUUCAGAGCUUUGAGUGGAAGAGAGUGAGUGAAAAGGAGAUUGACAUGACUGAAGGUCAAGGGAUCUCUAUGCCUAAAGUUGAGCCAUUGGAGGCCUUGUGUAGAGCUCGUCCCAUCAUGAAAAACCUUGCAUUAGAUUAAUUGUUGGUGUAUUUUUUGAAUGUUAGACACUUUUCAUGUUGAAAAUAAUUUGUUAAUGUUGCAAGUCAAGUGAGGAAUGGGAACCACUUUGUUGAAUUCUAAUGAGAUGUCUUUGCUGCCAAAGGAUUCUGAUUGAAUCGAGUGAUAU
Molecule: messenger RNA, 1713 nt
Organism: Benincasa hispida (wax gourd)
Lineage: Eukaryota; Viridiplantae; Streptophyta; Magnoliopsida; Cucurbitales; Cucurbitaceae
Product: cytochrome P450 81Q32-like
Molecular function (GO): monooxygenase activity; iron ion binding; oxidoreductase activity, acting on paired donors, with incorporation or reduction of molecular oxygen
Source: RefSeq, a predicted model, not a curated record